GUGCAGUUACGUUUAUCUGUUGAGCAUAUGAAAAAACGUGAGGUAUUUCGCAGGUUUGUACCAACAAAUUUCUUCGUUCGUUCUUGUUAUUUUUUUCCACUGCUGACACAUGUAUUUUCCGCCGAUCGUAAGUUUGCUCAGAACCACAGUGCGGUAAACAACUGUGUAUACACACAUUCAAUUCGACACAGAAAUAUUCAGUCUUCGUUCAGGAAUCCUGCAGGCUUCGUCAUGGAAAUGCUUCGAAUCAUUUUCAACUUAAUUUUUCUCGCCCACCUGGCGUCUGUAAUAAUUGGCGUUACAUCACCUACGUCCCUUUCUUCGACUGACUCAAACAAAGCACUGGAAGCAGCCCUGAGAAAUUUCAAGAAGGAAGUGAAAUCCGCGAUCGUUGGAGCUCAUUCAGCGAUUACCGAAUUCGAGAAGCUAUUUGAAAAUUUGGAAAUAUCCGCCAUGAGGAUUCAGAAAAAUAACAGCGAUAUCGUAAACGAUACUCUAACUUUGUUUGGAAAACAAAUGAACAGUCUGUUAACGGCUUCCAGUAGAAUCGAUGUGAAUGAAUGCACAGCGUUGGGCUUUAGCGUCGAAUCAAGAGCGAUAGAAAUUCUCCUCGAGACGAACACCUGUGUUCACAAGAAAAUUGAAAGAACUGAAAAGUACAUCGAAGCGACAAUUUCGUCGGUAAGAUGCGGAAUUGGGCGUCUAAAUUCCCUCGUCAAUAUCGCCGAAGACAUUUUUACGGAUUCAAUGAAGAGCAAGGAGGUUAAGGCGGUUCUUCAGGCUGUGGAUUUUUUCAAAUCCGCUUCAGUUGAAUCUCGCACAUUUGCUGAACGAACAUUUUCGAUAUUGGCGGACGCCACUUCCGUUUUCUUCCAAAUCAACAGUCUCAUAAUCACGAACUGUGGUUCCGCCGCCGCCAUUUUGGGCUUUAUCGAUGAAGCGCAGAUCACCUUAUCUAAAAUCGAGGCCUGCAUUACCGACGUGAAUUCUAUCGAUGGAAACUUCUCAGGAAUUCAAUAAGUUUUCGGACUAUGACAGUUAAUCUGAUCGGCUUGUCAGGAAGAGAUUGCAAGCAAUUCAACUACCCUAUAAUUCACAUGCAGGACAAGAUAUCUAAUCAGCCUUAAGUGAUUAAUAGAAAUUAGCACACGUGCUGUUUCAUUCGCCAGACGUGAAAGGAAUCCGUUAGUCUCACUAAACUGUUAAACAUAUAGCGUCAGUGAACGGAAGGAUCGGACUGAAAUUAAAUUAAGUUACCGGGAAGAA
Molecule: messenger RNA, 1266 nt
Organism: Diprion similis
Lineage: Eukaryota; Metazoa; Arthropoda; Insecta; Hymenoptera; Diprionidae
Exons: 5
Coding region: 28-1020 (330 amino acids)
Source: RefSeq, a predicted model, not a curated record